CUUGGAAUAUCAGUGUUUAUUUUUGAGGAAUUUUUCUUUCUCUUGUGUUUGUUUUUAAUCAUUGAUAUUGGAAUACAGAAGAGGAACCAGAAACAUACUCAUUUGGUUUCCCUUCAGAGCACUCAUUCUUGAGGCAUUCUCGCCUGAGAACACAGCCAUGUGGCCACCACAGCUGCUCAUCCUCAUGAUGCUUUUAGCACCUGUAGUUCAUGGUGGCAAGCACAAUGAGAGACAUCCAGCCCUUGCUGCUCCACUGCGACAUGCUGAGCGCAGCCCAGGAGGCGCUCUACCUCCCAGACAUCUUCUUCAGCAGCCAGCUGCAGAGCGCGCCACGGCUCAUCGAGGACAAGGCUCACGUGGAGCUGCCAGAGGCGUUCGUGGACCCGGUGCCCCAGGAGCACAGAUUGCAGCCCAAGGUGCGGCCAGCGGGGGAAUGGGGCUGGGGUGGCAGGGCAGGGCCUGA
Messenger RNA from Peromyscus eremicus (cactus mouse), 463 nucleotides. Its product is annotated as adhesion G protein-coupled receptor L3-like. Lineage: Eukaryota; Metazoa; Chordata; Mammalia; Rodentia; Cricetidae. The transcript has 2 exons. The coding region runs from base 158 to 463 and encodes 101 amino acids. The record is from RefSeq and is a predicted model, not a curated record.